Acaulospora morrowiae is the source of this 1898-nucleotide messenger RNA. The record is from the annotation of a GenBank genome assembly. Lineage: Eukaryota; Fungi; Glomeromycota; Glomeromycetes; Diversisporales; Acaulosporaceae.
UCCUCGAAACCUAUUUAACCAGUACUGCACCCAGUUCCGUUUCAUACUUGGGAUUUUUGAAAUCGGCCCGCCACAUAAUUGUCAAAAGUCCUCCAUUAACAGAAGAUUGGAAAGGGCUCAAUGGUGCGUGGUACAGACGAUUUUCGAAGGCAACGAAAAAGUUGAAUCUACCGUCGGUCGCGGAAGAGGCACAUUUUCCUAGCCCAAGUGAUAAUGAAGAACACCUCUUGACAGCUAUUUACCUGAAUCCAGAGUAUAGGCACAUUUUCCUAGUUCUCAUUAUUUGCGACAUGGAUACUCGUUUAUAUUGGGAGGAAGUAAUAGAUGAACGCAAGAAGGCAGGAAUUGUUCGGACAAAAACUAUUGAUAUAUAUCAAGUUGUAGGGGAGGAUGUUGGAGAUGAAAUUGUGGACGAGUGCCAACGAUCAUCGAAAAGACUCAAGAAGGAUAAACAAGGACAAAGUCGAUCAAGAAGCGGAGUAGAUUAUCAUGCUAGUUCAAAAGAUAAUGUUGAAUCGCAGGAUCCAGUAUCUGUAUCUGAGGAUGAUGAUUCUGAAAAAAGUGAUUUCGAUACACAGGAGGCGAUUGAUGGUCAAGAUCAAGAAGAAGUGAAGGAUGCGAUCAGUGGUGAAAAGGCGAAGAAAGUGACCAAAGUGGCAAAGGAAAACAAAGUAGGACCAUUUAGACUAAGCAAAGAAAAUCGAGAGGAAAUUGAUACAGCCUUUAAGUCAAUGGACGAACGAUGCAUGUGGAAACUUUCGACUGGAAGAUUCGUCGAAAAAGAACUAUAUAAACUAGGGCAAGAAGUGGAAUUCGAGCAUGUUAUCCACUCGUUUAUUAUAGACGUCGACGACGAACUAAUUUCAUCGCAUUUCAGUGACACAGAACUUGACGAAAUUGAUUGUGCCGCCGGCCCUCACGUACCUGAUCUUCCAGAUCAAAUCGCUGAAUUUCUAUAUGAAUUCGCUGGAAAGACUAGUUUGAAUGAGAUUCGAGAGACCAUAAAGUCAAAGAUAUUUGGUAACAAUUAUGAUCAUGAAAACCAUCAUGAUAAGGAUUAUAUAAUCUAUGCACUUUAUUCAUUAGUUCGAGAAAUUCAAGGUGGGAGCAUGAAAGACACGAAACUGGAAGCUUGGUUCAAUUGUCACAUUUGGAACGUAAUCUUUGACCAAGCUUUCGGAGAUAUUAAUGUGAUAUCUGUCGUCAGGGGCGAGAGUGCAAGUUUGGCAACAGCUUCUCGAAAAAAUAAGAAAAGAAAGUCUGGGGAGAGACGAAAAAUGGGUCGCAGGGGCGAUUGGAUCGUGAGGUCCGUCACUAAUGGUGACAAACAUGAGUUUGGUGCAGGCGAAGCUGGAAAUGUUUGGACGGAUGAUCACGGAACCAAGUUUUUUAAGGAGGCGGGUUUGAAAUUACCCAAAGUUCUUAAGGAUAUGCUGGUAAAGUUGAUGAAAAAAGUAGAUUGGAAUAGGGAAAGAUGCGCAAAAAUGCAGACGGUUGGAAUCAUCCAUGCAGGAUUGAUGAUAAUGACGGUCCAUCUUGACAAUCCACAAGGCUAUAUAUGUAGAAUUCAGCGUGGUGAAGUGAUGGAGGUGCCGGAUAAACCAGAAAAUUUUCCUUCUAUUCUAAAAAUACUAGCAUCUGUUUUGAACUUAAAGACUGUGAUUAAAGAAACAUUAAAAGUGAUACAAGCAAGUGAACAGACUAUUGAAUCGUUUAAAACAGCCGGGCGCCGAAAGAGACCUCGAGGCAUAAAUCAGCGCCAGUUAUCUGAUUGCAUGUCAACGCCGAAAAAGGGAAAAAAGGCAAAGAAUGGAAAUGCUUGUGCCGAAGUGAAUGAUGAACGACCAUAUCCAGCAUCACCAUGCCCUGGAUCACCGAGUUUUGAGCCAUUGAUUUAA